Messenger RNA from Equus quagga, 2484 nucleotides. It is a transcript of the gene CHST2, whose product is annotated as carbohydrate sulfotransferase 2. Gene Ontology annotation, molecular function: N-acetylglucosamine 6-O-sulfotransferase activity. The coding region runs from base 325 to 1908 and encodes 527 amino acids. Gene Ontology annotation, cellular component: Golgi membrane. Gene Ontology annotation, biological process: N-acetylglucosamine metabolic process; sulfur compound metabolic process; carbohydrate metabolic process. The record is from RefSeq and is a predicted model, not a curated record. The transcript has 2 exons. Lineage: Eukaryota; Metazoa; Chordata; Mammalia; Perissodactyla; Equidae.
GGCUGCCGAGUCCCGCGGCCCCCUCGGAGGCGUGGGCACCCCCAGCGAAAGACAAGGCGCGAGAAAUCGAGGAAAGAGUGACAGCAGGAUAGACCGCUGGGCGGUGAUCCGGGGCCGCUCCGGGGCGCGCCUGCGGCUCCAGGUCCUCCUCGGAGCCGCUGCCAUGGGAGAGCCAGCCCUGGGCGCCGGGGACCAGCCGCCGCUGCCGCCGCGCCCGCCUCGGAGCCGCGGCCCCAGUCCCCGCGCCCGAAGCCGGCCCGCUGGGUCCCCCUCCCGGGCUGCAGGGCCGCCUCCCCCGCGCCGCCGGCCCAGGCUUUGCCUGUGAUGAGCCGCAGCCCGCCGCGAGCCCUGCCUCCGGGCGCGUCCGCCCAGUUGCUCCCGGCUGCCCCUGCCGCCGCGCCGCGCGCCCUGCUCCCGCCGUGGCCCCGGCGCCCGGGCCGUCGCUGGCCCGCGUCCCCGCUCGGAAUGAAGGUGUUCCGCAGGAAGGCGCUGGUGCUGUGCGCGGGCUAUGCGCUGCUGCUGGUGCUCACCAUGCUCAACCUCCUGGACUACAAGUGGCACAAGGAGCCGCUGCAGCAGUGCAGCCCCGACGGGCCGCUCGGGGCCGCGGCGGGGACAGGCGGGGGCGGCUGGGGGCGCCCAGGGCCUCCUCCAGCCGCGCCGCCCCGCGCACACACCCGCUUGGACCCGCGUACCCCGUACCGCCCUCCCGCCGCUGCCGUCGGGGUGGCUCCGGCAGCUGCGGCGGGGGCCGCAGCCCCUCCCGGCAAUGGCACUCGGGGCACCGGGGGUGGCGGGGACAAGCGGCAGUUGGUGUACGUGUUCACCACGUGGCGCUCUGGCUCGUCCUUCUUCGGCGAGCUCUUCAACCAGAACCCCGAGGUGUUCUUCCUCUACGAGCCAGUGUGGCACGUGUGGCAAAAACUGUACCCAGGGGACGCCGUUUCCCUGCAAGGGGCGGCGCGGGACAUGCUGAGCGCUCUGUAUCGCUGCGACCUCUCGGUCUUCCAGCUGUAUAGUCCCGCCGGCAGCGGGGGGCGCAACCUCACCACGCUGGGCAUUUUUGGCGCGGCCACCAACAAGGUGGUGUGCUCGUCGCCGCUCUGCCCCGCCUACCGCAAGGAGGUCGUGGGGCUGGUGGACGAUCGCGUGUGCAAGAAGUGCCCGCCGCAGCGCCUGGCGCGCUUCGAGGAGGAGUGCCGCAAGUACCGCACGCUGGUCAUCAAGGGCGUGCGUGUCUUCGACGUGGCCGUGUUGGCGCCCCUGCUGCGUGACCCGGCCCUGGACCUCAAGGUCAUCCACCUGGUGCGCGAUCCCCGUGCUGUGGCCAGUUCACGCAUCCGCUCGCGCCACGGUCUCAUCCGUGAGAGCCUGCAGGUGGUGCGCAGCCGGGACCCGCGAGCCCACCGCAUGCCCUUCCUGGAGGCCGCUGGCCACAAGCUGGGCGCCAAGAAGGAGGGCGUGGGCGGCCCGGCGGACUACCACGCGCUCGGCGCCAUGGAGGUCAUCUGCAACAGCAUGGCCAAGACGCUGCAGACGGCCCUGCAGCCCCCUGACUGGUUGCAAGGCCACUACCUGGUGGUGCGGUACGAGGACCUGGUGGGAGACCCUGUCAAGACCCUACGGAGGGUGUACGACUUUGUGGGGUUGCUGGUGAGCCCUGAAAUGGAGCAGUUUGCCCUCAACAUGACCAGCGGCUCGGGCUCCUCCUCCAAGCCUUUCGUGGUGUCCGCACGCAACGCCACACAGGCCGCCAACGCCUGGCGGACCGCGCUCACCUUCCAGCAGAUCAAACAGGUGGAGGAGUUCUGCUACCAGCCCAUGGCCGUGCUGGGCUACGAGCGCGUCAACAGCCCCGAGGAGGUCAAAGACCUCAGCAAGACCCUGCUCCGGAAGCCCCGGCUCUGAGAGUGGUUCCCGGGGGACCUGACUCUCUGUGGAGACCCCCACCGGAGGAUUGUGGUGUAUUUAAACUAGAACAGUCCAGACCCAAACUGAGGAAGCCCGAAUAUUCGGUUAUAGUUCUAUAAUAUAAAUAACCACACAGGCACUUGCUGUCAAUAUUCUGAGUCAUCGAAUUUCAAGGAACAGCCACAAUACUACACACACAUCUCGGAAAAGACUAGACUGGAAAGUUCUGACGGGCUGCCCCUCCUCUCCUCUCCCCUGCCUCUCUCCCUUCCCUUUUCUCCCAUUUCUUACCCUCUCCCCUACCUGCCUUCCAUCUUGAAGUGGGAUGUUGAUUAAAUCAAGAUCCAGUAAUCCAAAUCUUGUUUACAAAAUUUUCGUGGUAUCUGUGAACAUGUGAAAGAGUAAUUUGGAUGUGGGGGGUGGGGUGGAGAAAGGGGAAGUGGUCCAGGAGCAAAAAGCCCCAUUGGGCAUGAUAAAGCAAGGAGGCAUUCUUCUCAAGUAGACUUUUGUGAAAAAAGCAAGGGUUAUAUGUGAGUAUUAAUAAAGAAGAUAAUAAAUAAUAUUCUUUUUUUA